Messenger RNA from Zygotorulaspora mrakii, 1050 nucleotides. RefSeq lists its product as uncharacterized. Gene Ontology annotation, biological process: NADPH regeneration. Gene Ontology annotation, cellular component: cytoplasm. The coding region runs from base 1 to 1050 and encodes 349 amino acids. The transcript has a single exon. The record is from RefSeq and is a predicted model, not a curated record. Gene Ontology annotation, molecular function: oxidoreductase activity; nucleotide binding. Lineage: Eukaryota; Fungi; Ascomycota; Saccharomycetes; Saccharomycetales; Saccharomycetaceae.
AUGACGGUAUUGAAUGUUGGAAUUGUCGGUACAGGUAUUUUCGCAAGAGCAAGACACUUGCCUUCGUACCAAGAGUUGCCUAAUGAUUUCAAGGUAGUUGCUGCGUUCAACAGGACAAAGAGCAAGGCAUUGGACUUUGCAAAGGUUGCAGGCAUUCCAGAAGACAAGGUUUUCGAUAACUUGGAUGACUUGCUGAAGGAUAAGGACGUUUCGUUCAUCGAUGCGUUGGUCCCAGUGCAGUUCAACGUUGCUACCGCGGAGAAAGCCAUUGCAGCGGGCAAACCUAUCCUGAUUGAGAAACCAAUUGCCGCAAAUAUGAAGCAAGCCAGAGAACUUGUUAAGCUUGCGGAUUCUACACCUUUGCCAAUUGGAAUUGCUGAAAAUUGGUUACAUUUGACGUGUAUCGAUGUCGUUAAGCCACAUUUGAAACGUAUUGGCCCUAUUGUGAGUUUCACACAUAAUGCUACCGGUCCGUUUGUGACGGAAAGCAAGUAUUUAGCCACUACGUGGAGACAACAUCCUGAGCACAUUGGUGGAUUCCUUUCUGAUGGUGGUGUUCAUCAGUUAGCGUUGGUGACUCAUCUUGUCGGUAAUUUUGGCAGCGUCUCUGCUCUAACGAGGCAAUUGCGCCCUGAGUCGGGCACUGACGACAUUGUCUUUUCUACUGUUCAAAUCAAAGAUAGUGACGUUAUAGGAACCUUCACCUAUGGUUCCGCUUAUGGUGCCACUGAUAAAUCAGUUUUCUUGAAAAUCUAUGGGAAAAAUGGGUCAGUUGUCAUCGAUUUGUCAGAUAAGAGGAACUCGGUCGUUAAAGUUCAAGUCGGUGACUCUGCUGAAACAGCUGGUAAAGAAGAAGUCUAUCCAGUCCCAACAGACGAAUCAUUUGGUGUCGAUUCAGAAUUCCUGAAUUUUCAUGAAGCUGUUGUUAAGAAAGAUAAAAAUUUAUACCUCGGUAACACCAGAGCAGCUUUCCACCAUUUGGCAUGUGUUGCAGCUUUCUUGGAAUCCGCUUCCAAGCAUGGUGCUAACGUUGAAGUUGAGACGAUUUGA